GCUGUGUUUUCCAUUGUCCACAGAACAUGCUGCUAACAGGAGCUCUGCCUUCUUCUUUGUAGUAAAAAACAACUACAAAUGGACCGCGGUUUGAAGCGCCGGCAGGUGAAGCCACUCGCCGCCUCCCUGUUAGACGCCUUGGAUUAUGACAGCUCUGAUGACAGCGACUUUCAAGUGGGAGAUGCUUCAGGAUCAGACGGCACAGGGAACGGCAGUGAUGAGGAAGGGUCUAAAGCGAGCGCCGCAGGUUCAGAGAGCGACUCGGAGAACGCUGCCUCUGCAGACGACGGCAUAGACGAGGAAGAGGCCAAAGACCUGGCUGCUGAGGACAACCUGACAGAAGAUGAAGAGAAGAACAAACAGCAGCCGUCUUCAGACAGCUCCACCAAAGAUGCCCCAGCCCCCCCGUCCAAAAGCAGACGCAAGAGCAAGAAGACGUCAGAGGCCGAGCCCGCUGCAGCUGCUGGCAGUGGGUCUGCUGACACUGCUGCCUCUGGGUCUGGGUCUGGGUCUGGGUCUGGGUCUGGGUCCGGAUCCGGGCCCGGGUCCGGAUCUGGAUCUGGGUCCGGGUCCGGGUCCGGUUCCGGCAGCGUGAACACUGAGGAGUCGCAGACUGAGCCCAAGAAAUGGAAUUUCCGCAGGAACCGCCCCCUGCUGGACUUCACCACCAUGGAGGAGCUGAACGAGAUGGACGACUACGACAGCGAGGACGAUAACGACUGGAGGCCCACAGCAGGGAAGAAGAAGAGUAAGACCGCCACCCAGAAAGGAGGCACAGAGGAAGAGGAGGGAGGCAGCGCGAGUGACGACGACGACGAUGAUGAUAACGACGACGACGAUGACGACGACGACGAUGAUGACGACGAUGACGAUGAUGAGGACGACGACAAGGAAGACGGCGACGACAACAACAACAACAACAACAACAGCAGCAGUGACACUGACAAAGAGGUGAAGAAGCCCAAGAAGAAAGCCAAGAGCAACAGCACGUUUGAUGAAGAGCUGACUAACGACAGCAUGUCUCAGGGAAAAGGCAACGAGGACGCCUUGCUGGACCGCUCCCAGGCCUGGAGCACCCAGCACAUCCUCAUCUGCUGCGUGUGUCUGGGAGACAACAGCGAGGACGCAGACGAGAUCAUCCAGUGCGACAACUGCGGGGUGACCGUGCACGAAGGGUGUUACGGCGUAGAUGGAGAGAGCGACUCCAUCAUGAGCUCCGCCUCGGAGAACUCCACCGAGCCUUGGUUUUGUGAUGCCUGUAAGAACGGAGUGGCUCCCAGCUGCGAGCUCUGCCCCAACCAGGAUGGCAUCUUCAAAGAGACCGACGCCGGAAGGUGGGUGCAUGUGGUUUGUGCACUUUAUGUUCCCGGAGUAGCGUUUGGAGACAUCGAUAAACUACGACCAGUGACGCUCACAGAGAUGAAUUAUUCAAAAUACGGGGCCAAGGAAUGCAGCUUCUGUGAGGACGCCCGCUUUGCCAGGACCGGUGUGUGCAUCAGCUGUGACGCAGGGAUGUGUCGCUCCUACUUCCAUGUCACCUGUGCACAGAGAGAGGGACUCCUGUCUGAAGCUGCAGCAGAGGAGGAUAUCGCCGAUCCAUUCUUCGCAUACUGCAAACAGCACGCAGACCGCUUUGACAGGAAAUGGAAGAGGAAAAAUUACCUGGCUUUGCAGUCGUACUGUAAGGUCUCUCUGCAGGAGAGAGAGAAACAGCUCACACCUGAAGCUCAGGCCAGAAUCACGACCCGUCUGCAGCAGUACCGCGCCAAAGCAGAGCUGUCCAGGAACACCCGGCCUCAGGCGUGGGUGCCCCGGGAGAAGCUGCCGCGACCUCUGACCUCCAGCGCCUCGGCCAUCAGGAAGCUGAUGAGGAAGGCGGAGCUGAUGGGCAUCAGCACCGACAUUUUCCCCGUGGACACGUCGGACGCCAACGCCAGUAUGGACGGACGCAGGAAACACAAGCAGCCCGCCCUGACGGCAGACUUUGUCAACUACUACCUGGAGCGGAACAUGCGAAUGAUCCAGAUCCAGGACAACAUCUCCGAGCAGAAGAACUUAAAAGACAAGCUGGAGAGCGAGCAAGAAAAACUGCACGUGGAGUACAACAAGCUCUGUGAGUCUCUGGAGGAGCUGCUGAAUGUCAAUGGAGAGCUGAGGAGUGAAGGCCAGGCCAUGUGGACUCUGCUGGGGGGCAUCCUGGGCCAGAAACUAAACACUCCAGCUGUUCUGAAGGCUCCUAAAGAGAGGAAGCCCAGCAAGAAAGAGGGAGGAAACCCUGGAAAGUCAUCCAGCCUGCCAGCAAUCCUCUACAGCUGUGGCAUCUGUAAGAAGAACCAGGACCAACAUCUGCUGGUGCUGUGUGACACCUGCAAGCUGUACUAUCACCUGGGCUGCCUGGAGCCUCCUCUAACACGCAUGCCCAAGAAGACCAAGAACAGCUACUGGCAAUGCUCCGAGUGCGACCAGGCCAGCAGCGAUGAGGCCGAUAUCGCCAUGGAGACGCUGCCCGACGGCACCAAGAGGUCCAGGAGGCAGAUCAAAGGACCAAUCAAAUUCAUCCCACAGGAGAUGUCACCGGAGCCCAAGAAACAUCAAAGAACCAGAGGGCAGAAGAGGAAAAGAAUUCCCAUCUGUGAAGACAGAGAAGAUAAAAUUGAGGAACCACUGCCACGGGAACGCCGACAACGCCAGUCUACAAUGCAGAAAAAACCCAAAGCAGACGACACGAGGACUGAGUGUACAACCUGCAAAGGACCGGGUGACAACGAAAACCUUGUGAGGUUGUGAGAGCCGGGGCAGCCACCUCACCUCCCAUAAAAACUCGGGACAGAUGACCGUUGGCUUAGAGACAGAGAGAGGCAAAUUGAGGGCGUUUGAAGAAUGGCGGUUGUGUCAGGCUGAAGAACAAGACCAUCAUGCCGGCCUGCAACGAACCUCUGAUCCAAACUGGACCAACAACUGUCCAACGAAAAUUGAGUGGGACUGUCUGAGUCUCAAAAAAAUAAGGAAUCCAAAUCCUAAAAGGUUUCUUUAAGCCAAUUCUGUUAAUGUUGGACUGCUUUUACACAUUACCAGGAACUUGGUUGAUGGGUCAUUCAUUUUUCUUUGACAGACUGUAGCUCCAGUUGCAUGUAUGCAAUGAUCUUCACUUAUAAAAUAAAAGCAUUUAUGUAUUCAUACAAUUCAUGUAAGUAACUACAGUAUGUUUCUGGGGCUACUCAGGAUAGCAUUUAACUAAAGUAGAAGUAAAGAAUGACUUCAGAGCUAACCAUCAACUGUGUGAAUACAACUGUUUCAGAUAUCAUUUAUGAGACUGAGUCCUAUCAUCUUUAAUGUCCCAUUGAAUGGUAUCAUCACUUCCUUAUUGUGAUGUAUUUCCUUUUUGAGUAAGGAUGUUGGGACAGGACAUCAGACAGUAAGGGAUCAGAAUGAAUGCUACUGAGUGGAAUAAGUUUGAUUCAGUAGAACAAAAGAAACCAUUUUUGAUUAUUUCAUUAAUAAGAUUUUAGUUCCAGGAUAUCUGACUGAAGAUGCACUGCAGCAGUUUUUCCAUGAAGCACGGGAUAUUUUAAGAUCAACAAGUUUUCCGUUCUAAUCUGACGGCCGUUGAGCGUAACAAGAUUGUACAAAUCUGGCGAGUUUCUCGACCGCUCCAGCGGCUGCCAAGUUAGUUUGUCUGCUUGGCUCUGUAGGAAAUGACUAGAAGAUUCUCGGUCCGUUCAUCAUGUUGCUUGCAGUGUGGAAAGCAAGUGCUCUAAAACUGCUGCACUGCUUGGAACAGUUGAUAUUUGCAUCUUCUGUUUAAGGACUAUAUUCCCGAUGAAUCCUCUCUAUGCCUCUAGGUGCAACCAACAUAUAUGGAAUUCUUUUUAAACAAUUGCUUUUUUAAUCAAUAUGAGGACAUUACUUUGCAUUUUUGCCCUCCCUGCACGACUUCUCAUCAGUGCCAAUCAGUAUUAUUGAUUGAAGUCAUCUGCCACCCAAUCACCCUGAGCAUUUCAGUGUGAAUUCGGUUAAUUGUAGACACACUUGAACCAAGACUUCCCCAGACUUGAGUGUUGUGUUUUGUUUCCUUAAAGUAAAUGGAGAAGCAGAAGUAUGAAGAAAAGUCAGUGUUGUGUAUAGAAAAGCAAACAGUUUCCGGUGUAUUGACGUGUAGCAGAAAAGUAAUGCUACAUUACAGCAUCUGUAGUAGAAACACAAUAGUGUAGUUAGCCAUAAUAGUACUUAAAUAUGAAUACAAAUGUGGUUAGUGUCUUUAGGCAUUUAGAAGUCUUCCUCUGUCUCCAUAUCUUGAAGUGACAGUUAAACUGAUGCGUACUCAGAAAGAAGCCCAGCUUUGUCUCCAGGUCUCUGGUGGCCCAUAGUCAGUGCUGUCAAAACAACAGCUGCUUACUGCUCUGUCAGGGCUCAUGACAAGUGUCACAUUCUGCCCUCAUAUGUCACUCUGUUGCCCAUCCAGGGCCCUAUAUGCAUGCUUUUGGGAGCAGUCAAACUCAUGCAGCUUACUGCUUCUGCCUCUCUGGAGUGUGUCCAGAAACAACACCAAGCUGGGUUUGUCUUUGGAGAUGAGAUCUCGGUGCAGAAUGACUUGCUGACUCCUGACCAGUCCUCUCUCAUCACUCAUACUCAGUCAGUCUAAAAAAACUGCUUGUCAGUUCUACAAUGCAUGGCUAUAUCUAUUUACCCAGAUCUGUACAAUACUUUUAAACUGAAAAUAAAUGACGUGGUCUUGUAGAAUUUGAAUGCCAGGUAGCUGUGUAGUGUGACAAUGUGUACAGUAUUUAUUGAAGAGGCCAAACAUUCAUGUAUAUUCUUUUUGUGCCUACGUACUUGAUUAAAUAUCAUAACUUUGUGUUGUCAGCAGAGUUGAACUCUGUUUUGUGAUGUAGUCUUGAAGCGACUACUUUUUAAAUUUAGUUUUUUUUUGCCACACUCUUGUUUACAUUUGUUUACAGAAAUACCUUUAAGGGAAUAUUUCUGAUUUAUUGUGUACUGUAUUACUGUGAUACUGUACGAAGUAAGAAUGUGAAUGUCGCUGCUGUUGUGUAUGUGAAGUGUCUCAGCCUCUGGCCUAUAGCUCUUGAAAAUUAAGCAGAGCUUUAAUAAACUCUUGACUUUUUC
This is a messenger RNA of Scomber japonicus (chub mackerel), 5124 nucleotides long. It is a transcript of the gene phf14, whose product is annotated as PHD finger protein 14. Lineage: Eukaryota; Metazoa; Chordata; Actinopteri; Scombriformes; Scombridae. The transcript is spliced from 17 exons. Gene Ontology annotation, biological process: regulation of transcription by RNA polymerase II. The record is from RefSeq and is a predicted model, not a curated record. The coding region runs from base 79 to 2787 and encodes 902 amino acids.